AUGUUACAAGACGAAAAACAUCCUCUCAUCAUCUCACGGACACAUCAUGUUGCCACUCUGCUGGUAAGACAUUAUCAUGAGCAAGUGGCUCACCAAGGCCGUCAUUUUUCAGAUGGAGCUAUUCGAGCAGCAGGCUUCUGGAUUAUUGGGAGCAAACGUCUGGUCUCUGGUGUCAUUCACAAGUGUGUCACCUGCCGCAAGGUUAGAGGGAUGUUAGUUGACCAAAAAAUGGCUGACUUGCCUGCAGACAGACUCACAUCUGAACCACCAUUCACCAGCGUUGGACUUGAUGUGUUUGGACCAUGGAAUGUCAUAACUCGUCGCACUAGAGGUGGUAGUGCAGACUCCAAGCGCUGGGCGGUGCUCUUUACAUGUAUGUCUACUAGAGCAGUCCAUAUCGAGCUUAUCGAAUCCAUGUCCACAUCCAGCUUCAUCAACGCGCUGAGGCGUUUUUUCGCUAUCCGUGGUCCAGCAAAAGUGCUAAGGUCUGAUCGAGGUACAAACUUUAUAGGUGCCUGCAGGGAACUGGGUAUCGACACAAAUGACUCAGAACUGACUAAAUACCUCUCAGAUAAGGGAUGUACUUGGAUAUUUAAUCCUCCACACUCGUCUCAUAUGGGUGGUUCUUGGGAGAGACUCAUUGGGGUUGCCAGACGUAUUCUUGAUGCUAUGCUGUUUCAGACGGGCUCCACUCAUCUCACACAUGAGGUCUUGAGCACUCUUAUGUCUGAAGUUAUGGCAAUAAUCAAUGCGAGACCCUUAGUGUCAGUAUCAACCGACCCUGACAUGCCUACCUGACAUGCCUACCUGACAUGCACACCCUCAAUGUUACUUACACAAAAGACCAGCGCUACCUCAGCCCCUUCCGGAUACUUCAGCAUGAACGACCUUCAUGGAAAACAGUGGAAGCAAGUCCAGUGUCUCGCUGACACCUUUUGGAAAAGGUGGAGACAGGAGUACCUGACAACGCUGCAGAGACGCAGAAAAUGGACAGCAGAAAAGCCAAAUGUAAAAGUGGGAGAUGUUGUCUUAUUGAAAGACAGUCAGGCACACAGAAAUGACUGGCCAGUCGGGCUUGUGGUAAAAACCUUUCCCAGUACUGACAAAAAGGUUAGGAAAGUAGAACUAAAAAUUGUCAAGCAAGGAGCUGCUAAGGUGUUUCUGAGACCAAUCUCAGAGAUUGUUGUUCUUCUUUCUGAAGCAUCCUAGAGACAAAAGAUACAAAUAGAAAGGACAUUAUUUGUUUCUUGAUAUGUUUUAUUUAAUAGUGGCACAAUUUCAUUAUACCAGGCGGGGAGUGUGCUGCCAUCCUGUUAGAAGGUAACAGAUUAUUUUAUUACAAUGGUUAAAUUGGAUUUUCAUUGUGUUCAAUGGUGUUAUUUGCCCCCUAGUGGCGCUUUCUGGUACUUAGAAAGACAAC
Molecule: messenger RNA, 1420 nt
Organism: Oncorhynchus gorbuscha (pink salmon)
Lineage: Eukaryota; Metazoa; Chordata; Actinopteri; Salmoniformes; Salmonidae
Exons: 1
Biological process (GO): DNA integration
Molecular function (GO): nucleic acid binding
Source: RefSeq, a predicted model, not a curated record